GGGAGGCAGGAGGCGCCGCGGCGGGCGAGCCGCGCUGCCGUCGCGGGCGGGCAAGUGGGACGGCGCCCCGCGGCGUCCUGGGUGCCCUCAGCCCCCCAGAACCAUUCAUAUACAGAGAUGAAACCAUGAAGACAAAGCAGAACGAAUAAUAAUGCUUUUCCGAAACCGUUUUCUGUUCUUGCUGGCUUUGGCAGCCUUAUUAGCCUUUCUGAGCCUCAGUCUGCAAUUCUUGCACUUAAUCCCAGUAAACCCCAUCAGGGAAGAUGGACUCAAUCCUAAGAGCCGGAAGAGAAUAAUGCCUGAUUUGCUGACUGAACCCCCUGCAAUAGACCCUGUUUAUGAAGCUCAGGUUUACUGCAAUAUUCCCACCAUUGCCGAACGCAGCAUGGAAGGUCAUGCACCUCAUUAUUUUAAACUAGUGUCGGUUCAAGUGUUGAUUCGACAUGGCGAUAGAUACCCACUCUAUGCCAUUCCUAAGACAAAGAGACCUGACAUUGACUGUACAUUGGUGCCUAGCAGGAAACCUUCUCAUCCUCAUCUUGAAGCUUUCAUUAAACAUAUGUCCAAAGGGUCUGCAGCCCAAAUGGAUGGUACCCUAGGCAGCCUGCCUCGGUACCCUAGUCAUUCUUUGUGUGAAAUGGGAGAGCUUACACAGACAGGGGUUGUACAGCAUUUGCGAAAUGGACAGCUAUUACGAGAAAUUUAUAUAAACAAGCAUAAACUGCUCCAGAGUGACUGGACAGCAAAACAGCUCUACUUGGAGACAACAGGAAAAAGUCGAACCCUGCAGAGCGCGCUGGCACUGCUCUACACGUUUUUGCCAGAUUUUGACUGGAAGAAAAUUAACGUGAGACAUCAGUGGAGUACCAUUUUUUGUUCUGGAAGCUGUGACUGCCCAAUGCGAAACCACUACCUAGAAGAGGAACAGCGCCGACAGUACAGCUUACGGGUGAAGAACAACAAUUUGGAGAAAAUAUAUGUGGAUAUGGCAAAGAUUGUAGGCAUUCCCACGAGGCAAUUGAGAGCUUCUAACCCAAUAGAUUCUCUCUUGUGCUAUUUUUGCCAUAAUGUCAGUUUUCCAUGUACUAACACUGGCUGCAUUGGUAUGGAACACUUCAAAGUUAUCAAGAGACAUCAGUUAGAGGAUGAGAGAGAACGACAGGAGAAGAAACUUUAUUUCUUGUAUGCACUAUUGGCUACUCAUCCUCUCCUUAACCAGACUGUUAACCGACUGCAGCGUAUUGCAGAAGGCAAGAAAGAAGAAGUAUUUGUUCUUUACUCUGCACAUGAUGUCACAUUGUCACCUGUUCUUAGUGCCUUGGGCAUUACUGAAGCUAGAUUUCCAAGAUUUGCAGCCAGAUUAGUUUUUGAGCUGUGGCAGGAUGGGAAGAGACCCAAAGAACACUUUGUUCGCAUCCUCUAUAAUGGUGCUGAUGUCACAUUCCAGACCUCGUUCUGCAAGGAUUAUUAUAAACGUUCCAGUAAACCCAUGUGCCCACUAGAAAAAUUUGUUAACUUUGUCAAAAGGGAUAUGUUCUUAGUUUUUAAUAGUACUAGUUACUACGAUGCGUGUCGUAGAAGACCACUGUAGGGAAGGGAAGUGAAAAGGAAGCAAUGUUAACUUGUGUGUCGGUGAAAGUCUCUGUAUCUCUGCUGGUGGAAGGGCAGUUCAGUCUGGUUAUUUCUUGUACUUGUUUGUGUAAGUACACAAGAAUAUUGCUUGAAACAGUUUUCAGAUAGUUUUAUUUUAAUUCAGAAACCAUAGAUCGUCUUCAAUAGAAGAAUGAAUACUGAGGGAGUAUUACUUUUUUAUGUGUAUGCUCACAUAUGCUGUGUUAAUUGUAAUGAAUUGAUAAACCACAUGGGGUACUGUAACCUGGAUGUUGCUUGAUAUUUUUUUUUUUUUUAAGAAAAGAGAGAGAGCAUAGAUUUGAUUUCUCUGAAUUCCAGAGCAAUACUUGUAGACCAUGAGUUUAAAAAGAAAACGGUCCUUUUAUUUUUCCACCACAACAUCACAAUCAUUUUAAGUGGCUGUGUCAAGAUAUUUAUAAAUUCCAGGCAUCUGAAUGGAACCUUUUGUAAAGAGUUCUCGAAACUCCCUCCUCACAAAGAAGAGAAGCAUUUUCGUAUUUUGAGGGAUGUAUGUAUACUGUACGUAUUUACCUGGGUAUGCACAAAUGAGUACAUGUCUUUUUGCUCACAGACCUCUAAAUAUUUGGCUUCUGUUGUCUGUGUCAGAGAAGGUUGCCCUGUAAAUUAGAUACAAAACUCUGUUCUUUGAUUGCACUUUCAGCACUUUGAGUAGUUCAGACACAAUCUAGAAAUAUGUAAAGGUCUUGUGACUUCCUUUAAAACACACAAAUAGCAAACACUAACAUUACCACUGUAUCUGAGCGAGAAAUUAGGAGUAUAAAUCAGUUUUAUGGUGAAGUGUUGCAUUCUUUCCCAUUUGGUACACUCUCUCAAGCUGCUGUGUUGUGGAACAAAUUAGUGUUUUAGGAAUUUGAUAUAGUGGCUGCUUGAGACAGCUUGACUAAAGACUAAGAACUUUUGUAGUUCAGUUAGUAUUUUUAUGGACUAGGAAGCUUUUAUUUUGUAAGACCAGACUUGUACAUAUUGUACUGUGUAUAUUUAUAACACAGUAAAUCUUUUGUACUUGUUUAGUUGGUGAAGAGCUGUGAAAAGCUGGCCUUUAGACAUUUUUUCCCUUGACUAGGAUGUAUAGAUUUAAGAAUAAAUAGUCAUUUAUGGGUAACUUGAACAACCCCAGUAGAUACAGAAACUUGUAUUUUAAACUGCUUUCAUCUUUAUGAGUAGGAAAUUAAGAACCAAUUUUUAAUACAAGUGUUUGAAAAAUUUUCAUUACUAGAAUAUUAAAUUUUAUAACGGUGGAGCUUUUUACAUGUCUAGAAGUAAUUUAGUCUGUGACUUGUGAUUCAAUGGUGCUAGUUUAUCAAAGGAAAUACAGCUAACUUUUUUGGCA
Rhea pennata is the source of this 2983-nucleotide messenger RNA. It is a transcript of the gene PXYLP1, whose product is annotated as 2-phosphoxylose phosphatase 1. The record is from RefSeq and is a predicted model, not a curated record. NCBI's taxonomy places the organism in Eukaryota, Metazoa, Chordata, Aves, Rheiformes, Rheidae. Gene Ontology annotation, biological process: chondroitin sulfate proteoglycan biosynthetic process; glycosaminoglycan biosynthetic process; dephosphorylation. The transcript is spliced from 6 exons. Gene Ontology annotation, molecular function: phosphatase activity. Gene Ontology annotation, cellular component: Golgi apparatus. The coding region runs from base 152 to 1591 and encodes 479 amino acids.